Messenger RNA from Vicugna pacos (alpaca), 3200 nucleotides. It is a transcript of the gene SMARCAL1, whose product is annotated as SNF2 related chromatin remodeling annealing helicase 1. Lineage: Eukaryota; Metazoa; Chordata; Mammalia; Artiodactyla; Camelidae. Gene Ontology annotation, biological process: DNA repair; replication fork processing. The record is from RefSeq and is a predicted model, not a curated record. Gene Ontology annotation, cellular component: nuclear replication fork. Gene Ontology annotation, molecular function: ATP binding.
UUCCACGGUGAACAACUCCGCCACCAACACUACCUCCAGGCCCUGCGCCUGAAAUAAGGCGGGCGAACUGGCAGCGUUAAAAUACCGGCUCCUAACUGGCCACCCGGAGGAGUAAUCUGGUUCGGGAGGGCUCUGGAGACGCGCCUCGGCUCGGGGUCGGCCGCGAACGUGGCUCGCUUUCCAGGCCUCUCUCUAGCUUUUGCCAAGUUUCUGAUUAAAGACUGACAUUCCUGCAUGAGCGUUUUCCUGUUAAAAUGUCCUUGCCUCUUACAGAGGAGCAGAGGAAAAAAAUUGAAGAGAAUCGGCAAAAGGCUCUGGCCCGUAGAGCUGAGAAAUUAUUGGCAGAACAGCGUCAGAACGCAGGCUCUGGCUUCGCCGUUGCUGCCACACCUUCCCAGUCCAAGCAGGGCCCUUCUCAAAACCUCCCCAGGGAUCCUUCUAACUCAGGGAGCCAUGGUGUUGUUUUCAAGCAACAGAAUCCCAGGAGUUCAUCAAAUGGUGACCAGAGACCCCCAAAUUCCCAGAGUUUUCAACUCAGCACCUCAACGUGGGCACAGGGGACAUGGAAAAGGCAAGAGAAGAUGCCCACAUCCUGCCCAAGCCACAGCCCACCGAGCCAAAUGACUGUCACUGGCAUCUCCCCUCCCUUGGCACACAGCCCUCCAGAGGUCACCAGCCAACAGCUCUUGGGUUAUGAGUUAGGUUAUGGUCAUCCUCAGGCUUCACACGAGACCACAUUGACACCUUUUGCUAACACAGCUCAUGAGCCUUUGGCCAAAGCAAAGAAUUCCCAGGAAACAGCAGCUUCUUCCUCCCGACCCAGAGAUCCUGAAUUAGAGGCCAAGAUGUCAAGACCCUCCACCUCCGGACAGAACAUUUCUGACAUCCGUUGUGGCUCAGGGAGUGUGACGCCUAAGACAGAAGGAAGACUCCAACAGAAAUCGGGGACCCCACUCCAGAAAGCGGCAAGCUCCCAGCAGGGAACAUGCAUAAGGGAUGGAGACCGUUUCCAGGUGAAGAUCGGGUACAAUGUGGAGCUCAUUGCAGUGUUUAAGAGUCUGCCCAGCAGACGUUACGAUCCUGCCACCAAGACGUGGAACUUCAGCAUGACGGACUACGAUGCCCUAAUGAGAGCAGCCCAACACCUCCCUGCUGUCACCCUGCAGCCUUUGGAAGGGGCCGAGGGCCGCAGGGAGCCACCCUCCACUGGCAGCGGCAGCGUGGCCCAGGCCUGCCUUCCUGCAGCUCCCUCCCUCACCUUUGUCAAAGGGCAGUGCAUGCUCAUCUCCCGGGCCCGCUUCGAGGCAGACAUCGGCUACUCAGAAGGCCUGAUUGCACUGUUUCAACAGAUGGAUUCCAGACAUUACGAUGUCAAGACCAGGAAGUGGAACUUUCUCCUGGAAGAGCACAAUAAACUAAUUGAAAGGGCGCGCUGCCUUCCCCAAGUUCAGCUGGAUCCUUUGCCCAAGACGCUCACCCUGGCUUUCGCUUCUCAGCUCGAGAAGACGUCUCUCUGUCCAGUGGCAGACAUCCCUGAGGCAGACCUUUCCGGGGUGGAUUCCAAGCUUGUGUCUAGCCUGCUGCCCUUCCAGAGGACUGGGGUCAAUUUUGCCAUCGCGAAAAGAGGCCGCCUGCUGCUGGCCGAUGACAUGGGCCUGGGGAAGACCAUCCAAGCCAUCUGCAUCGUGGCCUACUACCAGAAGGAGUGGCCGCUCCUGGUGGUGGUACCUUCAUCCGUGCGCUUCACCUGGGAGCAGGCCUUCCGUCGGUGGCUGCCGUCUCUGAGGCCAGACCGCAUCAAUGUCGUGGUGACUGGGAAGGACUGCCUAACGGCUGGCCUGGUCAACAUUGUCAGUUUUGACCUUCUGAGCAAGUUAGAAAGGCAACUCAAAACCCCUUUUAAAGUUGUCAUCAUUGAUGAAUCUCACUUCCUCAAAAAUAUUAAGACCGCCCGCUGUCGCGCGGCUAUGCCUCUCCUCAAGGUUGCCAAGCGGGUGAUCUUACUGUCAGGCACGCCAGCCAUGUCCCGGCCUGCUGAGCUCUACACGCAGAUCCUUGCUGUCAAGCCAACCUUCUUCCCUCAGUUCCACGCCUUUGGACUUCGCUACUGUGGUGCCAAGCGGAUGCCCUGGGGAUGGGAUUAUUCGGGCUCCUCCAACCUCGGAGAGCUGAAGCUCCUGCUGGAGGAGGCGGUCAUGCUGCGACGCCUCAAGUGUGACGUCCUCUCCCAGCUCCCAGCCAAGCAGCGCAAGAUGGUGGUGGUGGCCCCAGGCCAGAUCAGCGCUGGGACCAGAGCUGCCCUAGAUGCCAUGGCCAAGGAGAUGACCACCAAGGACAAAACUAAACAGCAGCAGAAAGAAGCCCUCAUUCUCUUCUUCAACAGAACAGCUGAAGCUAAAAUCCCAUCUGUCAUUGAAUACAUCCUGGACCUACUGGAAAGUGGAAGAGAGAAGUUUCUAGUGUUUGCACACCAUAAGGUGGUUCUGGAUGCAAUUACGAAACAGCUUGAGAGGAAGCGCGUGCAGCACAUCCGCAUCGAUGGCUCCACCCCCUCGGCCGACCGUGAGGACCUGUGCCAGCAGUUCCAGCAGUCCCAGGGGCACGCCGUGGCUGUGCUGUCCAUCACUGCCGCCAACAUGGGCCUCACCUUCUCCUCAGCUGAGCUGGUGGUGUUCGCAGAGUUAUUCUGGAACCCAGGGGUGCUGAUCCAGGCUGAGGACCGGGUGCACCGCAUCGGACAGUUGAACUCCGUGGGCAUCCACUACCUCGUGGCGAGAGGCACGGCUGACGACUACCUUUGGCCCCUGAUUCAAGAGAAGAUUAAAGUUCUGGGGGAAGCCGGGCUUUCUGAGACCAAUUUUUCAGAAAUGACAGAAGCCACAGGUUAUUUCUACAAGGACCCAAAGCAGCAGAAGAUCUAUGACCUGUUCCAGAAGUCCUUUGAGGAGGACGGCAGUGACGCGGCGCUCCUGGAGGCAGCGGAGUCCUUCGACCCAGGAAGUGCCUCCGGGGCUGGUUCCCGGGACACGGGAGACACGCCAGAUGAAAGCACACUGCUGGGCAGUCCACUGAAGAAAAAGAGAUUUGAAUUUUUUGAUAACUGGGACAGCUUUACCUCUCCUCUGUAGAAGGGGCCAAAAAAGCAUGAAAAAUCAUGGGAUUCAUUAAAGUAAAAUAAAAUAAGGCAUUUUGUUUCUAAA